AUGGCGGUGGUGGUCGGCACCGACGGUGGUGGUGGGUUGGGAUGGGGGAGGAAGAAGGAAAAAAGGGAAGGGAAUUUUUUAUGGUGUGUUUUGGGCCCUGUUUAUGGAAUAACACAACAAUUGUCCCCUUCAACUUCAACUCCACCAUAUACAGGACAGCAUCUAUUUAUUCGGCCUGCUGCUAGUCCUUCAGGAAGCAGCCAGAAGGAACAUGCAUUUCCAGAGAGACCUGGCCAACCUGAAUGCCAAUGUCAUCACCCGGCUGAAUGUAGUGCACAGAAGGCAAAUCUUGUCCUUGGUCCCAAGGGUCUACAUCUACUUCGGGGUGUCGCUGUUUGCUGUCACUAUUUUCAAAAUGGAGUAUGCAAGUUUGAUCACCCAAUGCGGAGUCUAAGCUAUAGUCAAUCUGCAUCUUCUCUUCCUGAUAUGCCUGUUGCUCCUUACCCAGUGGUUAUGGAUGACUCCAUAAAGUUUGCUAAUGGAAGUAAAGAAAACAUGAUCAGUGAUGAAAACACAACCAACAUGAUCUCCUCAGAUAUCAAGGGUGGUGAUCAAGAAGGAGAUAGUGCAUCACUGUCUUCUCAAUCAAGUUCUAAUUACUUAGAGAAACUGAUGGAUGCAUCUAGGUCAAACGAAAAUGUGUUGCCACAGAAUGCAUUGCAAACUCUUCUUAGGAGACGAGAGGAACUAUUACUUCAAUUGAGCAUUGUACAGAAGAAGAUUGCCUUGUGUGAUAAAAUUAUCCAGACAAUAAUGAAAGCAUAUAAGGACAGUAUCUAUCUAUCUAUUCCACCUGCCGCUGGUCCUUCAGAUAUCAUCACCAACCUGAAUGGAGUGCACAAAAGGCAAAUCUUGUCCUUAGCCCCAGGGGUCUACCUCUCCGUCCGGGUGUUGGCUGUUUGUCAUCACUAUUUACAAAAUGAAGUAUGCAAAUUUGGGUGUUCAGGCAUGUUUGACCACCCAAUGGGGUCUCUAAGCUAUAGUCCAUCUGCAUCUUCUCUUGCCGAUGUGCCUGUUGCUCCUUACGCUGUUGGAUCUUCAAUGGGUACUCUGGCUCCAUCAUCCUCCUCAUUGGACUUGAGGCCUAAACUUAUUUUGUCAUCCAGUAAGGAUGCCUUCUCUAGUUGA
Messenger RNA from Coffea arabica (coffee), 1128 nucleotides. The record is from RefSeq and is a predicted model, not a curated record. NCBI's taxonomy places the organism in Eukaryota, Viridiplantae, Streptophyta, Magnoliopsida, Gentianales, Rubiaceae.